Messenger RNA from Cetraspora pellucida, 417 nucleotides. The record is from the annotation of a GenBank genome assembly. NCBI's taxonomy places the organism in Eukaryota, Fungi, Glomeromycota, Glomeromycetes, Diversisporales, Gigasporaceae.
AUGAAAAUUUCAUUAAUGAAAGAGGAAAGCAACUCAAGAAGUGCAUCAGCCAUUAGUUUCGAAGACAUUAGUGAAUUUGUCUAUAAUUCUCUAGUAUCUUUAGAAGGAACUAAUGAGCAAUACGAAAGUGAUUCAUCAGAGCUUUAUAUUAAUUUUGACAUUCAACUGUCACAAAAUAAUAAUGAUGAUAAUGACUUAUCAAUUGAAAAUGAUGAAAGAAGUUCAAAUAGUAUUUUAAAUCAUUUAUACAAAGUUCUUGAUCAGACACUUCUUACUCUAUCACAUAGUAAACUAAACAGUGAACUUUGGUUAAAAUCAGUUCACUCUAAUUUCAAGCCAUUAGAAAGUAUGAUCGAAGAUAUUAAAAAAUUUAAAGAAUAUAGGACUCAAAGAUAUUUGAACCAAAAUACGAUAUAG